AUGGCCCCGAAAGAGGAUGCGCUGCCCCCUGGCUGGGAUGAUCUUGACAGGCAGAUGGGGCAGCUUUUCAUGAUGGGCUUCGAUGGAACGACGGUCAGCCCUCAGAUUCGUUCUCUCAUCCAGAAGUAUCACAUAGGUUCAGUCUUGUUAACCGCUAAGAAUUUGAAAUCUGCAGAGGACGCAACCCGGCUAAUUCUGGAGCUGCAAACAAUUGCUCGCGAUGCCGGCCAUCCUGUGCCGUUACUUAUAGCUCUGGACCAAGAGAAUGGUGGAGUUAACAGCUUAUAUGACGAGAUUUAUAUUCGACAGUUUCCAAGUGCAAUGGGUAUUGCGGCUACGGGGUCAAAAGACUUGGCCCAUGACAUUGCUUUUGCUACGGCUCAAGAGCUCAAAGCCGUCGGGUUCAAUUGGAUCCUAGGGCCUGUGCUGGACGUAUUGACGAAUGUACGGAAUCAAUUGAUGGGCGUCCGCACCUGCGGUGAUGACCCGCAGGAGGUGUCCCAGUACGGGGUAGAGUUUAUGAAAGGUUACCAGCAGGCCGGCCUAUCAACUUGCGGCAAGCAUUUUCCUUCGUAUGGGAACCUGGAGUUUUUAGGGUCUCAGACCGACGUGCCCAUCAUCACGGAGUCUUUAGAACAGCUCAGUUUGACCGCAUUGGUUCCAUUUCGGAACGCUAUCAUGAAUGGUCUUGACGCGAUGAUGGUGGGAGGCGUUUCCAUGUCCUCCGCCGGAGUCAAUGUCAUGCAUGCUUGUCUAAGCGAGCAGGUUGUUGACGACCUCUUACGGAAGGAUAUGAAAUUUGAUGGAGUCGUGGUUUCGGAAUGUCUGGAGAUGGAGGCGCUCACCCAUAACAUUGGCGUAGGAGGCGGGACAGUGAUGGCCAAAAACGCCGGCUGCGAUAUAAUACUAUUGUGCAGGUCUUUUCAGGUGCAACAAGAAGCCAUCAACGGAAUGAAGCUUGGUGUGGAGAACGGCAUUAUCAACCGGACACGAAUAGAGGAAUCGCUACGGAGAGUGUUGGCCAUGAAGGGGAGAUGCACUUCCUGGGAACAGGCUCUUAACCCUGGGGGGCUGCCUUCGCUCACUCAAAUGCAGCCAUCGCAUACGAGUCUCUCAACAAGAGCUUACAGCAAUUCCAUCUCAGUCGUGCGCGAUAACAGAAACCUGUUACCGCUGACCAAUGUCUUAUCUUCCAACGAGGAGCUGCUUCUUCUGACACCGUUAGUAAAUCCUUUGCCUGCCUCCGCCGUAUCUCGCUCAGUGACUGAGCAUCUGGAGCUGUCGGCGGAUGCGGUAGCCUGGGAUAGGACGGCUUCCGUACUCAGUGGCGAGAGCGUCUUUAAGGAAUUGGGGAGAUCGCUUUCGCGUCACCGAAACGGUCGUGUUCUGCAUACGUCCUACACCUCGAAUGGCGUCCGUCCGAUCCACGAGAGUUUAAUUGACCGUGCCAGUGCCGUGAUUGUCAUCACCGCAGAUGCUGUCAGGAACAUUUACCAGCAAGGUUUUACAAAACAUGUGUCUAUGAUUUGUAAGUCGCAGUUGACUCCAUCAGGCGAACCACUCGAUAAGCCAUUAGUUGUUGUUGCCGUUAGUUCACCUUAUGAUUUCGCCAUGGAUGCAAGCAUUGGGACUUACCUUUGCACAUACGAUUUCACGGACACGGCCCUGGAAACCUUGGUCAAGGUUCUUUAUGGAGAGCUGACGCCUACGGGGUCAUUGCCGGGUUCUUUCAAUCGCAGUCAGAAGCUCCACCAGGCAAGACAACAUUGGCUUGUGGAAAACUGGAACGAGGAGAGAGAUUCCGAUGCAUUGGACGCGCUUCUGAAGACGAUGGGUCCGGAACUCUCUGGUGUGACGCCCAGUAGCUUUCUUCUGCGGAGAGACGACAUUGACGAGGCUCACUUUGUUGUCCGAAACAGCACCACUCGGGCCCUCUACGGCUUCUGUUCAACCUACUACUUCCGGGCCACUGGCACGGGGGUCAUCGGAUCAUUGAUUGUCGACCCAUCGCGGCGCAGGCUCUCGAUUGGGAAUUCCCUCCACAACCGCGCUAUCCGAACGCUUAUGCAACGAAAAGGGAUGAAGCGGUUUCAACUGGGGUCCCGUCUUCCAGGGAUUUACCUGGGCAUACCCGCCGCUAACCCUGUCGAAAGAAAGAAACGGCGGCAGUGGUUCGCAAAUCUGGGCUGGAACACCGCCCUCUCCCGCCCUGUCUGCAAUGUCGCUCUCCGCAACUUGCAAACUUGGUCUCCGCCUGAGGGCCUAGUCAACAGCCUACAGAGCGCAGACGCGGUUUACGAUCUUGUCCACGGAUGGGACUAUGCUGACUCGAUCAUUGACCAUGUCAAGACCAACUCCAGACAAGGAGUAAUUGACAUAUACAAAAUUGCCUUGGGCGGAGCACCGCAUUGCGGCAUUAUCAGGGCAAGAAGACCACACGACGGGGCUAUUCUCGGCAGCGUGGUUAUCUAUAACAUGCAGGCGACGCUGGCGGAGCACAUGCCCGCUACGAAGGCCAUGCAUGUGCCCACAGGGGGAAUUUCGUCCCCCGUAAUAUGGCCUUCGGUCGGAGAAUACGCAACACUUUUGCAGGGGUUGAUCCUAUUAGGAAUCAAGCAGAUACGGAGACAGGGCGCUGAUGCAGUUGUUAUAGAUUGUGUGGAUGUCGACAGCAACUUUGACUGGCUUACAGAGAUAGGAUUCACCACUUUGCAUAGCUAUGAAGAAGUCAACUGUGACGCGGCGACGUGGACAAUGGUGCCUGGGCCUUGA
Molecule: messenger RNA, 2772 nt
Organism: Aspergillus nidulans FGSC A4
Lineage: Eukaryota; Fungi; Ascomycota; Eurotiomycetes; Eurotiales; Aspergillaceae
Product: putative beta-N-acetylglucosaminidase
Exons: 4
Coding region: 1-2772 (923 amino acids)
Biological process (GO): chromatin remodeling; carbohydrate metabolic process
Molecular function (GO): hydrolase activity, hydrolyzing O-glycosyl compounds; acyltransferase activity, transferring groups other than amino-acyl groups
Source: RefSeq, a predicted model, not a curated record